Fraxinus pennsylvanica is the source of this 1008-nucleotide messenger RNA. Lineage: Eukaryota; Viridiplantae; Streptophyta; Magnoliopsida; Lamiales; Oleaceae. The record is from the annotation of a GenBank genome assembly.
AUGGAUGUUGAAGUUGAAGUGAAGCUAGAUGAAGAAAAUGAAAAUGAAAUUAAAGAAAAGAUGAUCGAUGAUUUAAUGGAAACAGAAGAAGCGGAAGGUGAAGCUCCAUAUGAUGUUGUUCGAGAAAUUGAUGUGUAUUUUGCUCCUUCUAUUGAUCCUAAUACUAGGAAAAGUAAUGGGUUGUUAAAUUUGGGUGGAAGCAUUGAAGGUUUUGCAGCUAGUGAUGUUGAUAUGAUGAGUAAGUUGGAUUUAGAUUGUAAAUGGGAAAAUGAGAUUUCGAAUGUGAGAAGCAGUGAGGGAAAUACUAGAAUUUUGGAUGAUUUUCGAGAUACUGAAGAUGGUAAAGAUUGUCAUAGGGAUGUCAAGGAGAGAAAUGAUGAAGGUGAGAAGAUGAAGCUUUGUCAAGACGAUUGGGAUGAUUUUGUGCAAGAAAGUGUGGAUCAUAAUCAUGUUUCAUUGGUGCAGUCAUUAUCUAGCUGUGUUGUCACUGACGACGCUGAAUCCUAUCCCAUAGAUAUUGAAGAGUCACGUGGCGACAAGGUAUUUGUGGAAGAAGCUGGUAGCAACAAUGUUGAAAAUGUAGAUACUCUCGUGAAAAAUAAUGUCCGAAAUUUGGGUUCUCUUGAAAAUUUAAGUUUAGACCAAAAAUAUGUUGAUGAUUCUAAAUCUAAUUAUGAUGAAAUGAGAGAGAAAGGUGAUAAAACUGGAAUGUCCACAAUGAAAGAGGAGGGUAUAUUGGAGAGUGUUAUCCCACCAAGUGAUACUACACGUGAAGCAGUUUUUGUUGGAUUUACUAAUAGUCUACAAUUUGAUACUAUCAAAUUCGAGAACCAGGCAGAUAUAAUCACAGUUAGGAAACUCUUUCCCAAUCAGGGAGCUGUUUUGGAACCAACUAUGCAGGGGCGUGACAUGAUAGACAGAGAAAGAACAAGAACUGGGAAGACUUUAGCAUUUGGCAUUCCAAUCAUGGAUAAGAUUACUCAAUUCAUUGAGAAGUAUGGACGAUGA